AUGCCCAGAAAGCAAGCCGUAGCUCCAAAGUAUAACCUUCCUCCCACGCUGAAAACACCAUGUGUUCUUCAGAUCAAUGGCGAACCUUUCGGCGGCAAGGAACUCGGCAUCGCCACCAGUAUUUCCACCUAUCUGCGCGCUGUGAGAACCCCAGAUAAGGAUUCAUACCUUAGCUUCGUGAUCGAGUUUCCGUUGCCGGACGAGGUUGAGGCCAUAGGUUUUGGAAAAUGUCAUGACGUCGACGAUUCAAGCCGCAAGGUCAAUCCCAGCAACUCACGAAAACUCACGGUCAAAUUUCCCCGCGAUGACAUUAAGAUCACGUACCGGGCAGCGGAUGUAGAGGAAAUUGCGAGAUACCCUAAAGCCAAGAAGCAUAUGAGUUGGGUUGAGGUCUUCCUUGGCGAGAACACAGCAGUCUCCGUCAAUAGAUUUGGAAUUCCAUAUUCAAACCCAGGUCAUCCGGCUGAAGAUUGGCUGCGAUCUCCUGAUACGGCACCCGUCCUGCACGGGCUUAGCCUCCUGGAUAUCUUCCAACAGCGGCACUUUUGCUUCCUUGCUGCUAAGAUAGACACUGCCAUGAUGUCAAAUUGGAGUGUGGCCAGCUUAGCACCCAGCUUCGACUACGGCUAUGGUUCGGACCAAUCAUGGGACUUGGAAAGGUAUAUGAAGCAGCUCCAUGAGAUCAAAGGCCACCGCUUCCAGACUGCCUGGAGCUUUGAAACCGACGCCUCUCAUGUGACUGCUCUCACACAGAGCAUAGUCCAGGACUUUAUGUGGAUUCAGAAAUGGUGUCUCGACAUGACUACCAAAACGGGCUCCGCGUACUUCGUUAAGCAUCCCGCAAGCCGGCAGUCAAAAAGAUGGUUAGCCAUCGUGAAGAUGGAACCGGGGCUUUGGAAGCAACCAGCAUGGUCUCAAGCCUGUAUCAACGGCACGAUGAAGCUGGUAGUUCACCCCGGGCCCGAUGAAAUCCCCGAGUCAUGGACGGAAGAUCUUUCCGAACGCUGGUCAGCCCGCAUCUGUCACGAUCCUGAUGAAGUCAGAUUGCUCAAACGGCAUCCUCUCACUGAGAAGGAUUUCGUUAUCAAGGUAAUCGAGCCGGUUCAGCCCCAACUGGGCCUCAAGGAGUUUGACAGCCGCGAGGAAGCCGACGCUGCCUAUGAAACCGACCAAUCGCAUUAUAACCGCGUUUCGUUUGAAUGGGACCUUCAGCUUCAUGAUGCCAAGCGCCAAGUCGACGCUAUUUGUGACCUGUUACCAUCCGCCACCCCAAAUCACCUCUUCUGUGAUCAAGGCCGCGAAGCCCCAGAGCUUAGCACCGGCAAUAAGGCAUUGAUGAUGAGUCUUCACAGAGAUCUCCUCCGAGGCGAUGGUUUCUGGAAGACGAUGGUGGCCGCAGACCCGGCCGUGAAGGAAAUGUCAGGCCACAUGGGAGAUGUGAAUAUUGGUGGCCAGCGCGAACGAUUAGCUUUACCUAUGCUACCGUUUGUCAACUUUCUCAAAGAGAAUGGUAGAAGCGGCUGGUCUGAUGCUCUACUGUCCGAGGUUUCUGGGGCUGACCAGUGUCCGCUUCGUUACUACCUCAGCAACCGUCCUUUAGGGUUUGGUAUUAUCAAAACUGUAACCAAUAUCAACGAUACCGCCGUUCUCCCCGUGGCGGUUCUUGCGAUGCAUGCCACCGUGCGAACCGUCAUGGCAAGUGGUCCGACUCCUGACGCCGUCAGCGAGUUCGCUUCUGACCUCUAUGUUGUCUCUCGCAGCGUCGCAAGCAAGUACAACAUCGGAAGGGGCCAGGAAGCUAGUAGCCGAGCUCCUCUGAUCAUCCGUGGCUUUCAACUUCAGGUUGAAUGCGAAGCCUUCAAGCGUUUACUUCAAUACCCUCACCUCGGUGAUGAAGCGGUCGGCUGUGAUGAAUGGGGCGUUAAGUUGGACUGGAAGCUCCAUCUCUCGGCCACAUUUUGGCUUCGUGUCUGCCUUGGCUCCGACUCUCUCCCACUGCUGCACAAGGACGAUAGGAAAAUCCUACACGAAUUCCAGGUGUUAGUUGCAAGAAUAGAUAUGCUUGCCCCUCUCCUCGAACGGGUAUCUGGCAAGAUUUCGUGGGAAGAGUACGUGGCUGGCAAAACCGUUGGAGACGCUGAAAUCAUGGCACUGAUGAAGAUGCUCAUCGAUAACGCCGACAUUGUCUGUACGACCCCAUCUUUAGCCCACACCGAGGAUCAUCUCAAGAAAUGGAAGGUAGAGCGGGCUCGGGGCAUCGCCGUUGACGAAGCUGGCCACAUGAGCCGUGGCGAUCUGUACUCUGUCUGGGGUAAUACACUCUUGCCCUGCCUUCUUGCCGGCGAUGAAGAAUUUGUUCCGCUAGAGGUGAAGAGCUACCAUGACAUGGAUAACUACCGAAACUUUCGGAACAGGUUCGGGGAUGAUGCUCGGAAGUCGGCGCUUGAGUUUCUCACUGCCACUGGCUGGCCUGUCUAUCGUGUUCGUGGUUGA
Fusarium subglutinans is the source of this 2493-nucleotide messenger RNA. Its product is annotated as DNA helicase. The record is from RefSeq and is a predicted model, not a curated record. The transcript has 3 exons. Bases 1 to 2493 code for a protein of 830 amino acids. NCBI's taxonomy places the organism in Eukaryota, Fungi, Ascomycota, Sordariomycetes, Hypocreales, Nectriaceae.